AUGGGGAAGACACGUGGUAUGGGAGCUGCUCGUAAGCUGAAGGACCACCGCAGAAGGCAAAGGUGGGCUGACAAGUCAUACAAGAAGUCUCACCUUGGGAAUGAAUGGAAAAAGCCAUUUGCUGGCUCAUCUCAUGCCAAGGGCAUUGUCCUAGAAAAGAUUGGAAUUGAAGCUAAGCAGCCGAACUCUGCCAUUAGAAAAUGUGCUCGUGUUCAGCUGAUCAAAAAUGGGAAGAAGAUUGCAGCUUUUGUGCCCAACGAUGGUUGCUUAAACUACAUUGAGGAAAAUGAUGAGGUGUUGAUUGCUGGAUUUGGUCGGAAGGGGCAUGCCGUGGGAGAUAUUCCUGGAGUCAGAUUCAAGGUUGUGAAGGUAUCUGGCGUGUCUUUGUUGGCGCUCUUUAAGGAGAAAAAGGAAAAGCCAAGGUCUUAA
Prunus armeniaca (apricot) is the source of this 429-nucleotide messenger RNA. The record is from the annotation of a GenBank genome assembly. NCBI's taxonomy places the organism in Eukaryota, Viridiplantae, Streptophyta, Magnoliopsida, Rosales, Rosaceae.